GAAAAUUAAGAGAGAGAAAUUUUAUCUGAGGAUUGAAUUGAAUUGAAUUGAACUGAAGGAGCCGCCAUGGCAGGAACCACCACCACCGCCGCCGCCGCCGCCAUCCUCCUGCAUUGAGCUCAAGACAAGAUCCAAUAUGUCGCUUUAAAGUAAAAAUCAUGAGUGGUCGACCCAGGACAACGUCUUUUGCUGAGAGCUGCAAAACGGUGCAGCAGCCCUCUGCUUUUGGGAGCAUGAAAGUCAGCAGAGACAAAGAUGGUAGUAAAGUGACAACAGUAGUGGCAACGCCAGGACAAGGGCCAGACCGGCCGCAGGAAGUCAGCUACACCGAUACCAAGGUUAUUGGCAAUGGUUCUUUUGGAGUCGUUUACCAGGCGAAACUAUGUGAUACAGGAGAGCUGGUGGCCAUCAAGAAGGUUUUGCAGGACAAGAGAUUUAAGAAUCGUGAGCUGCAGAUUAUGCGAAAACUGGAUCAUUGUAAUAUUGUCCGAUUGAGAUACUUCUUUUACUCCAGUGGAGAAAAGAAAGAUGAAGUGUACCUCAACUUGGUGUUAGACUACGUUCCGGAAACAGUGUACAGAGUUGCCAGACAUUACAGCCGGGCCAAGCAGACACUUCCGAUGAUUUAUGUAAAAUUGUAUAUGUAUCAGCUAUUCCGGAGUUUAGCUUACAUCCAUUCCUUUGGAAUUUGCCAUCGGGAUAUAAAACCACAGAACCUGCUGCUUGAUCCUGAAACAGCUGUCCUGAAACUCUGUGACUUUGGAAGCGCAAAACAGUUGGUGCGGGGUGAGCCAAAUGUCUCUUAUAUUUGCUCACGGUACUACAGAGCGCCAGAGUUGAUCUUUGGUGCCACGGAUUAUACCUCCAGUAUAGACGUGUGGUCAGCCGGUUGUGUGUUAGCCGAGCUAUUGCUAGGACAGCCCAUUUUCCCAGGUGACAGUGGUGUUGAUCAACUGGUGGAAAUCAUAAAGGUCCUGGGAACUCCAACAAGGGAACAAAUCCGAGAGAUGAAUCCCAACUACACUGAGUUCAAAUUCCCACAGAUCAAGGCACAUCCUUGGACUAAGCAGGUCUUCCGACCCCGCACUCCCCCGGAAGCCAUUGCGCUGUGCAGCCGGCUGCUCGAAUACACGCCAACUGCCCGCCUGACACCUCUAGAGGCAUGUGCACAUACAUUCUUUGAUGAAUUACGGGACCCCAUUGUCAAGUUACCAAACGGACGUGAGAAACCAUUACUCUUCAACUUCACUACUCAAGAACUGUCAAGCAACCCUGCACUGGCAUCAAUUCUUAUCCCUCCCCACGUUCGGAAUCAGGCUCCUGCUUCAACUCCAACAAACGCUUCCGCGGUGUCAGAUACCAAUGUUGCUGUAGAUCGUGGACAGUCUACUAAUGCAGCCUCAGCCUCUGCAUCCAACUCAACCUGAGGAAGUGGAUUGUCCUGGCUCAGAUUUCCAAUCAGCCACACGCUGGUCAAAUUUGAAAAAAAAACAUCAUUAGUAUUCAUUUUAUUUAAUCCUGUUUAAAAAGUAAAUACAAACCAAUCAUUUACUCAGAGGGAUUGAGAAGGAAUGUGGAGCAAUAUUAAACUCCUCCCUUGACAAUCUUUUAUUGAAGUCUGCCAUAGUGUCGUCCAAAUCUUUCCCUUCUCCUCUCCCCCCACCCACCCCCCCUUUCCCCUCUCCGCAAAAAUAAGAAAACCUGAGGUGUGUUUCACUCUGGUGUAGUGCAGGAUUUGAUUUUUGGCAAAAAGCAAUGCCAUCAGUCUUUUUUAAGGAUCUGGGGAUGAUGGUGGUAGUAUUUAGUCAGGUAUUACAUGUAAUAGUACUGUACCUGUAACCAGCAGCAUAGGGGCAAGCGUACAGAUCCACUGAAACAACCACUGCGAGAAUGACCAGAGGCUCCAGUCAUUGUAGUGCUUCCCCGUGUUGAGAUAGUUUGACAUUGUCAGUACUGUUGUAGUACUGAAUUAAGUAAUGUAUCAGAGUGUACUGGAUUGGUCUUUUUCAUGACUUGAUUGCGUGACCGUUCAGGGCUGAUUUUUUUUUCAAAAAAGUGGUCCAAAAUAAUACUCUGCCACUGGCUUUAAAGCAAGAAGAGGCAACUGCUGUGUACUGGACGCUCUGUUAAUUGUACGCCUAGCCCACAGGUCCCGAAUUGAUAUCUGAGCUACACCAACUGAAAGCCCUCAAAACUGUGUAGAAAUGUCCUUGCUGAUUUCAGAUUCAGACACCCUCUUCCCUAUUUUUUAGACCUUUUUUCUGUUUUGUACAUAAAUAUGUGGACCCGGGAACUGAUGAGAGCAACAAACAUUCAGGGCAAAUUUCGUUCAAUUGUAGGAGAGCUUUUAAAGCCAUAUAGUUUCAAUUCUGUACUAUUGGUGCGUCUCCAAUGUAAGAAUAAAAACUAGUGCUGUAUAGUAUAUAGUUUGGAGUGCCUUUGCUUCCAAUGUUUGAUUUUGUUUUUAAAUGGAUGUCCCUCACUGAAGUAUAAUUGCUUUUUUCUUCCAUAUUUAACCCUUUAUGUACCUGUGUUUUUUUUUUAAUAAGUUGGCAUCCUGUAAAGCAUUUUAACUUUCAUUAUUGACAUCAAAUUCACACAGCAGUUGGCAAGGUGAAUUGUUGAACACUUCAAAAGUUGCAUAGUGCAUGAUAUAUUUUAAAGAAAAGAAAUGUUUGGGCUCUCAACAGAUUACAGCAGAAUGCGAGAUUUGAAGCUGAAAUAUUCUGCAGAUAAUUAAGUCCUUUAUUUGGCAGAGUUUCCUUUGAAAGAAAUGUUCAAAAAAAAUGCAUCAGACUUUCAAUACAUUAAAUGCAUAUGUAUGAUUAUAUAUCAUACAUAUGUAUAUUAUACAGCUAUUUCAACAUUUACCUUGGCUGUGCCAGCUCUGCUUUACUCAUAAAAUCUACUGUAGGAUAUGAAACUGGCAGUGAAUUAAACCUGGUGAACAGAAAGAUGCUGCUGGUGCUGCAUGACCUGACUGAAUCUUUAAUGUAGAAAACUUUCUAAUUCGACAUUUUAUGGUGCAAAUCCUGGUUUUAAUGACUGUUUUACCAAAAUGCUUUUAUCUUGUGUGCACCAAAUAAAUAUUGGAACGUCACAUCAUGUGGCUUCCUGUUAAUACCACAGCUUUAAUAUGGUCAAGUGCAGCUUCUGAAGUUUCAAGUGGAUCUGUACUAAGGAUGAGAGAACUGUUUGGAUUUAAUUAGUGCCUUUAAGGGACAAGUUCAUGAUGAGUAUUGAACUUUUGUCCCUGUUUUUUUUUUCCUUUCUGUUUUUAUAACCGACUCUUAGUACUACUUUCAUUGAAAUACCACACUGCUGAUAUUUUCAUCACUUUUCAUAUUCACAUGAGAUUGAUGUACUUUCAGAAGGGACAGUUGCGAAAGGACAACAGAUUACCAUGGGUGGAGGAAUUAAUUGUGUAAUAAAAAAGGACACGUCUAAUCUGAACAGUUUACUCAUCCUUAAUGCUCCUCUGGCUGCAGUGUGUAACCUUUACAAGUAGCAAGGGAUGAACCCAGGGGUGAGUCAAUGUCAAGUAAAAGUGAACCAGUCCAUGUAGGUAAUAGAUUCUUGUCAUGGAGUGUACAGUACAGUGUUCAGUUUCUAUAAUUUCCUGAUCUUGUGGAAGUUGGACAAUAUGUCCCAAAUAGGGACUUGAAUGAAUGGGUUUUCUUGUCUUUUUUUUGGCAUUUAAGAACUCUAGGCUUCGGUCCACUUGAUUCUUUGAUUUGAGAUCCUUCACGACCAUAACCUUUUUUUUUAGAAGUAACCACCUCAUAUGUAAUUUUCAUGCAGCACGAGAUUCUUACUUCCCAUUGAAAUUGAUCGGCAAACAAAAUAAUUGUGAAUUUGUUGAGCUCACUUGCCUUUAUUCUGUAAAAAAAAAUUUCCAAGUCGCUUUCUACACCCAACUCCUCCCCAAUGCAACUUGUAUUUCUGUUCUUCCAGUCGAGUGGUCUGUUAUUGAGGCCCUGUUGAAGUUGCUCUGAGUCAAGUCAAUUGUAUAAUGGGAGAACAUCUCACCCAAAGAUUUGUUAUUGUACUUGGGCCAGUUUAGAGUUUGCUUACUCUCAUGAAGCUGGUGCAUCAGGUAGAAGGUUUUAGGGUGUGCUGUCUGAUUAUGAGUUCAAUUGAGCACCGUAUGUUAGCCUUCAUCGAGUUACCCAAAUCCCUAAUAAUCCAUACAGAUAUAAUUUCACACAGGUAUAAUUCAGGAAGAAAAGAGGAUGAGUCUAUGGAUUUUAUAUAUUAAAGAAAUCGAUAAGAAAAAUGUUACAGUAGGGGACACUUUUGUAAGGUUAGGUUAAAAUUUCAAUGCCAUGUUUUGAAAUUCCGCAGGUCUGAUCAGCAGAGCUUGCCUGUUGGGNAGGAAAAAGGAAGGUCUUGGACAUAAUUGGUAUUAAAUCAAAACAGACAAAUUAAUAAAUGAGCAGCGUGUUUUGCAGUGCAGAUUUCUGAAACCGGAGAUAAUUCGGGUAGCUGCAUUGCUGAGCAGGCCUGAACAGUUGCUGCAUCCUAGGCUAUCAUGUAUACUUGUAGACAUAAACAGUUUUAGCCUUUGUGGACAAAGUAGGGAGUUGCAACAGAACCGUCUGAUUAUACAGGUUUGGUUUGCACUGUUGGGUGAUCUAUUCACUAUGAGCAUCACAUAAAUAUUUGUAUUACAAUAAGAAAAUGAACAUCCAAACAGGUUAUUAUGCACUUCAGGUUUUGUUUUUUUGGGGGGCUUCGUACCCAGUAAAUGUUCCUCGUCUUCAUUUGUUUUGUUGUUCUAGGAAUAAUGGGAAGGGGGAAGCUUACGUUUGUAUAUUUUUUUUAAAUUAAAGUAUUCACUGCAAUUCUUUGCCACUAUCAGCCCCUGAUCCAGAGAAGAUUCCAGUGGGGAUGUUCUAGGUGUACAGAAUGUGAGCUGCAGAAAAUUAUACAAUGGCUCUAUGUUGUGAAUGAGUCGACCUCAAAACAGGUGAACCGAUAAUCUGGUGAGAGUGGACUUUAUUGCACCAUAGUGUGUGUCCGAAGUAAAAGUAAAGCAUGUUCUAUUGAAUACAUGAUUCAACCCAGUACCCUCCAUGUCCCUGUAGGGGGGAAGGGGAAAGAAGAUGGUGUCUUUUAUUUUUGUCAGCCUACUGAGACUGUAAUGCAAAAAUAUGACUAUUGUCUAGGCAGUUGAACAAAUAUAAACCAUCCACUAGCAUGUUGCUAGCCAGCUAGCAUUAAAUUCAAGCCCGACCUAAUUGUACCGCUAACAAGGGCUGCAAUGGUGUUUCAAAGCUUUGCCAAUCAAUUUGUUCGUUUGUAAAACUGCCACGUGGUGUCACUCUUCCAGUCUUUGGCCCUGAGAAGACUCCAAAUGGUAUGCCAGCAGUGUGAGUAGGACUGUAGCAAGUGAGCUCACGGUGGCAGUGUAUGGUAAAUGAAUGAAAUCCAAGCUUUGAUACAGUUUCAUCUGGUUUCAGAGCUUUCUUGGGUGUCUCGAAUUGUUUCCUGCCCAAUCUUGAUUUCCCAUGAUCGAAGUUAAAUGGUGAACAGAAUUUUGUGUUCGAAAGACCAGCCAAAUCUUUGAAACUGUCCGAAAGGGGAUUUGUGAAAGUCCUUAACUAUAAUCCUAGUUUUUAUGUUGCAACUUGCAAUCGGUACACAAAGGGUUAAACAUGGUAAUUUACUUGCGUGACUACCUGCUUGCCUGUAUAAUCCGCAUUAGAGAUGUUUUGCUAUGCUUCACACAGCCUGUAUACAAAAGCGUGACCACCUCUGUCAAAAAAGGACUGUGCGUUAUAUACAACCAUUGCAUCACUUGUGGAACUGUCUUGGUUUAAAAAAAACACAAAAAACAACAAAAAAAAGACCUGUUUAACAUUAUUACUUGAAUGCUUCUGUUUGUGACUGAAUUUUUAUUUCAUUUUAAUAUAAAUUUUUGUGAAAGUAUGCUUGAUGUUUAUCUCUGUAAAUACAAUCGUUCUGUGUGACUCGGUUCCCGAUAGAUACUGGUACUGUAAUUUGCAUUAAAUAAAAAGUAGGAUAGGCCACGAA
This is a messenger RNA of Callorhinchus milii (elephant shark), 6036 nucleotides long. RefSeq names its product glycogen synthase kinase 3 beta, genome duplicate a (gene gsk3ba). Bases 159 to 1427 code for a protein of 422 amino acids. NCBI's taxonomy places the organism in Eukaryota, Metazoa, Chordata, Chondrichthyes, Chimaeriformes, Callorhinchidae. Gene Ontology annotation, cellular component: beta-catenin destruction complex; nucleus; cytoplasm. The transcript is spliced from 12 exons. Gene Ontology annotation, biological process: regulation of microtubule cytoskeleton organization; protein phosphorylation; regulation of neuron projection development. Gene Ontology annotation, molecular function: tau-protein kinase activity; beta-catenin binding; protein serine/threonine kinase activity. The record is from RefSeq and is a predicted model, not a curated record.